This is a messenger RNA of Saccostrea cuccullata (small rock oyster), 1233 nucleotides long. RefSeq names its product neuronal acetylcholine receptor subunit alpha-7-like. Bases 1 to 1224 code for a protein of 407 amino acids. The record is from RefSeq and is a predicted model, not a curated record. Gene Ontology annotation, biological process: regulation of membrane potential; signal transduction; monoatomic ion transmembrane transport. Lineage: Eukaryota; Metazoa; Mollusca; Bivalvia; Ostreida; Ostreidae. The transcript is spliced from 3 exons. Gene Ontology annotation, cellular component: neuron projection; synapse; plasma membrane. Gene Ontology annotation, molecular function: excitatory extracellular ligand-gated monoatomic ion channel activity; transmembrane signaling receptor activity; transmitter-gated monoatomic ion channel activity involved in regulation of postsynaptic membrane potential.
AUGUGUUUUGAAACUGGACAGAGAAUGGCCACAGUUUUGCUACUACUGUCCACUUUGAUAUGGGCUGUAAACUGUUCGCAUCUCUCCAACACGAUAGAGGAUUACCAGGCAUUGACCAACAGAUUACUGGCUAACUACUCAAGUAAGAUCAGGCCUAUCUGGGAUCAAGGCCAGAGCCUCCCUAUACAAGUCAGUAUGUGGGUGGCUAGUAUCAAUGACGUCAAUGAUGUCGCUCAGAAGAUGGUAACCACGGCAUACUUGUACGUCACGUGGACAGACGCCAUGUUGACUUGGAAUUCCACGGAAACAGGGAUUUAUUGGAUGCAGUUUAAUCAGAAAGAUUUAUGGAUACCAGACCUGGUGCUGAGUAAUGGAUUCACGGCCUUCAAACCUCUGGGUGGUGAUUUCUAUUAUCUUUACGUGGGCAGCGAUGGAUCAGUGUCUUGGUAUCCCUACAUGGUGUUUGAAUCCAAGUGUAAACUCGAUGUCUCAUUUUAUCCUUUUGACUCGCAAACAUGUAAAAUCCAGUUCAAAAGUUGGAGCUAUAGCCAGUGGGAAGUAAAUCUAACUAUUUCUGAUGAGAAGAUUGGGUUUUACGAUUUUGUGGAAAACACCGUAUGGGAAGUGACGUCAACAGAUGCAGUAAAUGAAGAUGCAAACAAUGAACCGACAGUUGCAUUUAUAAUUCAUCUCCAGAGAAAAUCUUUAUAUUAUAUCAUGAAUGUGUUUCUUCCUAUAAUUUUUCUGGGUAUACUCAGUCCCGUGGUAUUCAUUAUCCCAGCUGAUGCCGGAGAGAAAAUGGGUUACGCCGUCACGAUAUUUCUGACCUUUGUCGUGUUUCUAACUAUUGUAAGUUCGAACCUUCCAGUUAAUUCUGACAGUGUUUCGUACAUGGCAGUUUACCUCCUCAUCAAGCUUAUGUUUGGUGCCAUGAUAAUCGUCAUAACGUCAAUACAAUUACGAAUCAACCACAGGAAGUCAGAAAGGGAAAUUGGGAAAGUGUUCCAGGGUCUAGUUAGGCUGGAGCGUCGUCUGCGAUGUGCAGGUCAAAGAUCGGGCUCGGACCUUCCGGUUAUGGCGGACAAAGGAAAGGCAGAGGCCAUUGAGGAGGAUAUAAGCUGGAAUGACGUGUCUUCUGCCAUUGACUUUUAUUCCUUUUGGUUCCUUGUCUUUGCAGAUAUAACAGUUACUUCCUCCAUAUUUACAUAUACUGCGUUAAAUUAGCUCCACUAU